This is a messenger RNA of Thermothielavioides terrestris NRRL 8126, 1396 nucleotides long. RefSeq lists its product as uncharacterized. The transcript is spliced from 4 exons. Bases 490 to 1116 code for a protein of 208 amino acids. NCBI's taxonomy places the organism in Eukaryota, Fungi, Ascomycota, Sordariomycetes, Sordariales, Chaetomiaceae. The record is from RefSeq and is a predicted model, not a curated record.
CACGCUGAUUGGGGAUUGGCAGGGGGAGCCCGGCCAGCCGCCGAUGGCAAUGAAACCCAAGGUGAACGCACACAUGCCGAAACCAUUCCCGCCGGCGCGUUGGGCUCGCUACACAGUAUUGUGCCGAAGCUACAUCUUCAUCGUUUCCUCCACUGCCGCUGCCGCGGGAACGGGUCGACGGCGGCACGACGAGCUCGAUGUUGCCGUCUGCGAUGUGAGGGCCGAGCCCAUCUCGACCACCCACCCGCCCAUCAUGUCGGCCACUCCCGACCCCGCCGUGUCCGCCCAGUCGGAGCAGCCGGCGGCGAUUGCCCUCACGGUCCUCCUCCCCACGCUUGCCGCGGUGGCCGUCUCGCUGCGGCUGUACACGCGCAAGGUCAUCCUCGAGCGGACCGGGCCCGACGACUGGCUGAUUGUUGUCGCCUUGAAACCCACUUUGGCCUCGGGCGCCAUCAGUGGACCGUGCCUCCCGAUGCGAUAUUGAAGCAGAUGAAGGCCCUCUACGCGUCUGUGAUCACCUACAACCUGGCCAACAACGUCACCAAGAUGUCGUUCCUGCUGCAGUACCGGCGCAUCUUCGGCAGCAGCAGCCCGACGGCCGACUGCGUGUGCCGCUGGCUCUUCGUCUUCGUGCUGCUGUGGGCGGUCACGCAGGGGAUCGUGCUCGGCCUGUGCUGCAUCCCCGUCACGGCGUUCGCGCCCAGCAUGGCCGACCGGUGCCUCGACACGCUCAAGGUGUGGUACUUCUCGUCGAGCCUGAACCUCGUCACCGACUUCGCCAUCUUCGCCGUGCCGCUGCCCUGCCUGUACAACCUGACCAUGCCCCGGCACCAGAAGAUCCUCGUCGUGUCCAUCUUCUCGCUGGGCUUUUUCACAUGCAUCAUCUCGGUCAUCCGCUUCAUCUACCUGCCCGUCACCACGAGCACCAAGGACCCGACCUGGGACAACGUCGAGCUGUCGCUGUGGUCCGCGGCCGAGCUCAACUGCGGCAUCAUCUGCGCGUCGCUGCAGACGCUGCGGCCGCUCCUGGCGCGCUGCAUCCCCGGCCUGGCCUAUUCCGGCCCCCACGGCUGGCGGGUGCGCACCAUAUCGGAUGGGAAUACUUCCGGUGGUUAGGUAGACUUCGGGGAGGGGGGGAAAUAGCUUCGCGGUAGUUACAGCUAGGGUCACUAAUAGAUACCAAUAAUACCACGAUGGGGUAGUCAACUCAUUGAUGGCUCGAUAUGUGGCAACUAGGGGUAGGAGUUGCACUGUGUUUCUUACGUGGAUACGGAUUACACGUUGUGGAUGUAAGUGUGACGACUUCACUGAGAAAAACAUACUGAGCUGUCUGAAAGGAGCAAGAGCGGGCCAGGGCGAUUUUCGUGUAAGAGGACACCUACCUCCUUCAGCCAAU